AUGUGGGCCAAACAUAGCACAACCACAAAGACACAACACAACCACCAAGACACAGCACAACCCCCUGAAGACACAGCACAACUCCAUAAAGUCACAGCACAGCCCCCAAAGACACAGGACAACUCCAUUAAGACACAGCACAACCCCCUAAAGACACAGCACAACUCCAUUAAGACACAGCACAACCCCCUGAAGACACAGCACAACUCCAUAAAGACACAGCACAACUCCAUACAGACACAGCACAACCCCCUCAAGACACUGCACAACUCCAUUAAGACACAGCACAACUCCAUAAAGACAAAGCACAACCCCCUCAAGACACAGCACUACUCCAUAACGACACAGCACAACCCUCUCAAGGCACAGCACAACUCCAUAAAGACACAGCACAACUCCCAAAGACACAGCACAACCCCCCAAAGACACAGCACAACUCCAUAA
This is a messenger RNA of Dreissena polymorpha, 444 nucleotides long. Its product is annotated as Golgi integral membrane protein 4-like. NCBI's taxonomy places the organism in Eukaryota, Metazoa, Mollusca, Bivalvia, Myida, Dreissenidae. The coding region runs from base 1 to 444 and encodes 147 amino acids. The transcript is spliced from 2 exons. The record is from RefSeq and is a predicted model, not a curated record.